AUGACAUGCAAUUCUGAAUGGAAAGAAAUGAAAGACAAACUCGAAAAAGGUCAACGUCCUCAAGAUAGACUCGAUCUCACUACAAGGGUCUUUAGAGGAAAGCUAAUGGACCUAAAAGAUCAAAUAUUGAAGAAAGAGAUUCUUGGCAAAGUUGCGGCUUAUUAUGACAAAUAUGUGCAAGCAGAAAUCCGAGACAAAGAAACAAAUAUGCCUCUUUAUGAAGUAGUUGUCAAGCACAUGCUACAUGGACCGUGUGAAGAAUAUAACAAGGAAUGUCCUCGCUUAGUAAACACAACAUGUCGAUUCCGUUAUCCAAGACCAUUUUCCUCGAAGACAAUGCAAGGAAAUGAUGUAUAUCCAAUAUAUAGAAGAAUGAAUGAUGGAAACAAGGUCAAAGUCCGAAAUGCAACACUUAAUAACAGAUGGGUUGUUCCUUCCAGUCCGUAUUUGCUUCUACGAUAUAAUUGUCAUAUCAAUGUAGAGAUUUGUUCUGGUUUGAAAGCUGUUAAAUACAUAUACAAGUAUAUCUACAAAGGUCAUGACAGAGCAGCUAUCUACAUAUCUCAUGAUGAUGAUAGUAGGACAAUAAGUGAAAUAAGAGAAUUCCAAGAUGCACGUUGA
Molecule: messenger RNA, 621 nt
Organism: Olea europaea var. sylvestris
Lineage: Eukaryota; Viridiplantae; Streptophyta; Magnoliopsida; Lamiales; Oleaceae
Exons: 3
Coding region: 1-621 (206 amino acids)
Source: RefSeq, a predicted model, not a curated record